CUGUAUUUGAUGAGCCUGUUGCGUGUGGUCUUGCCUUUUCAGCGUGCACGUCUGGCGUUUUCGUGUUGAGAUACAACGAUCAUUUUGUAUCUUCCUCUACCAUUAGGUAAGUGCUCCUUUGUAAAGUUCAAGCUAGUGCUACGAUCAUAGCACAAUGCCCUAUUUUAUUUGAAAACGGCUAGUUUUAGUUCUUCGGGUGGCAAACGCUCAGCUGACAGCCAUGCGUCACAUGGCCGACGGCCGGGUUGGCACGAAACAAAUAUUAACGACGUGGAGGUGCAUAUAUUUUAAUUUAAUUCUUGGCAACAUAAACAAAUCUAACGUAAAGGAUUAAGGGAUCAGUAUAAGAUUCUGGGACACUGCCCAGUGCUGUCAACCCCCAACAUCUUCAAAUAUUAUUGAGAAUGGGAUAAUAGAUGACGUCAUAAUGCUCGAAACAUGACGUCAUUUGUGCAGAAAACAUGUGAAAAAGAUGUUGUUGGAAUUGUAAAAUUUGUACCUGAUUGGCUUACUUCCUACCAAUCACAUUAUUGCUUAUGUUAAAUACAAUGGCAUACCGGGGUUUCCAAGGAAACAUUCGAUGUUAAAAGUUUAAUUUAUAGCUCAAACAACGCAAAAUAUUUGAAAUUUGAUUGACAGAAAGAUUUCAGACUCUAAUCUGGAGACCGGGAGUAACAGUUCAAAAUCGGGAGUCUUCCGGAUUAUCCAGGAGAGUCGACAGCCAUAUUCCUACUUAGGGCAAAAUGUUGGGUUAGGGGAGGGGUAAGCAGUUUGUCCAGACUGUUAUAUCCUUCUUUAGUAGAGCUGUCUGCAUAGGUAUUGCUAGUCUCCCUUGCAGACAUUUUUGUAUUGUCACACAACGUUCCACCCCAACAAACGGCUGCUCACAUUCAAACCACAUUCCUUUCCAGAUUUGAGCUAAUCACAGCUAUUUUCUGGAACUGUUUGGUGCCAAAUUAUCCUUUCAUGUGCCGUCCAUUGAUAGCCUGCAUUCUGCAUGUGUAGUGUAAAGUUUUCUCUUAGAAGGCCGUUAUUACUGGGCUGCCUGUGCGCCCAGUCAUAAAAUGGGCUUUCGGUCGUCUGCGGUGAAAAACGGCCUCCCGGGGGAGGGAAGACACGAGGGUCUGGUACCGAGAAACGAUGUUCUCACAAAUGGUUUCAUAUGAUUUUCUCUUGCACGAUCCCUUGCACGGAUACUUUUUGUACCUCGUCUGCGCUCCCCCUGAAAAACCCACAAAGCGUUGCGAACCUGAAGAAGGCUAUUUGCGUUGUUCGAAGCGAUUCGAUCAUGGGAGUCACUCUAUAAUUGUUUUAUUGUUCGAGUUUAAGUCAGUUAGAUGAUGUUGGCGCUGGGAAACUCAGCGAAAUACUGACCGACACGCCGACACGCCGUUCACGGUAGGUUCACACUAAAAGAUGACUGUGAGCGUCAGGUUUGAAAUGCCGUGGCCGCUUCGUGAACUCAAAGAGAGAAUUAUCGAUCGAUGUAGUACAUGAGCAAUUAAGAAGCACAAUUUAUGAGCAAGGUAUUUCACCAGUUGACGACACUAGCACUAUGGCCGAAGACUUGAUUGUAAGCCUUCGUAGUCAGUGAAGCGAACAACUCAGUUGCCGAUGAAUGGCACUACGCACUUCCAUGAGCAAGGGACGUGACAACUUUGCCAUGUUAGAAGACUGGCUUUUCCUUUAAAUAUUUCCUUCUAUUUAAUGCAACACACGCCACUUUGAAGGACUAAAUUUCGGAUACUGAGGAUAAAGAAGACACGGACAAAAAUAGGGACUCUGAGAAUUUCGCACACAAGUUUAAAGCUUCUCCGGGACAUCCCAUCCGGGAGCUUCACAGAGAGCGACUUGAGGAAAAUAGGAGCUAUUACUGACAAGGUUUGGUGACUAAGUAGAGCAUACAAGUGUAGCCCACGUCGAGGUUUCAGGGGGUUUGCUUUUGUUUGUAUUUGUAUCUUGCUAAGCUUUUAUCAUUAAAUUUGUACAUGAUCUUGUGAUCACAAUUCUGUGUUUUCGCCCAUUCAGCAAGCACGCUAUAUUGAUGUCAGCAUUAGCGAGUUUCAGAAACAUGCCUUUGAAAGUUUUCAGCUCUCGUGAUGUUUCUUGAUAUUUCUUUUACCAUUUUAUGGAGAUGUAAACUGAAGUCACCGCAAAAUGGAAACUUAAACAAGCGUAUAAUCCAUUUAUCUCGAAACAUAACACACAUGACUUAUACGACCUUUAUUUUCGUGAAGGUGUUUUGAAUACGAACGAACACAGUCAAUGUGAGGGGCUAAAACAGCAUUAAUAUAAAUGAACCAUAGGAUUUUAACUAAUAUAAGGGUCAAUUAUUGUGCAAUAUUGAGAUGAAUCGCUUGAAAAGAGAGACUUCGCUUGAAAAUGUGAUGACAGGUAAACAAAGGCAUAAUAGUGCGUCACGUUCAGUCUUUUUAAUAUCCAAGGAGUCACUGUGAAUAGUGAUUCCAUAUUGUUUAGCUGGCACAAAAACUUCGGACGAGUUAUAAAGCGGCAUAGUUAUUUUCCAUGAAGAAAAGUUUGUCUUGGGUGAGACAAACAGAACUGGAGCGAAUUUUUAACUCGCAUCGGUAUCAGGUAAAAAAUAUGUUAUCAAUCGUUUCAUCUAUCUACAUUGUUUGAAGUGCGUGCUGGUGAACGCAACAUGCGAGCGAGAAAUCUUUAAACUUUUUUAGGUCUCAAAAUGCAAAGGAUUUUAUUCCUUUAAGUUAGAGAAAAAUACCAUGAGGAAAAUCUUAAAACUGAAUAUUUUUCAUCUUGUGGAAAAAAUAGUGCGUUUUCUUGUAGACUGUGGACCGCAAAUUAGGAUCGCACUUUUCACAAACAUGUGAGUUCGGAAGCCAACCGACGAUUGCGUUUUUCGCUGCUGUCAAUCAUCUUAACGGACCUCUUAGGAAACAAAACUUUACUUCACGUGGAUUUCGAUCCGUUUUGUGUGUUUCUCUGUUUCAAGGUUCGUUGCUUCUGAUCGUAAUUAUGAUUGACGGUAGCGAUAAACACGAUUGUGAAGGUGGCUUUUGAACUUUAGAGUUCGCAUGUUUGUGAAAAGCGCAGUAAAGUCUCCGUGCAGCCCUGGAUCAGGCGGGAUCAGUGGGCAGUUAACUGUCUGUUUUAGUAUACUUCUGGUUUUCAUACAAUACAAUAUUUCUGUCUAGUGUAAAUCAGCUCAGUCUGUCGCAUUUUAUGCUCGUAGAACGACAACAAUUUUUGGAAUUUCCAGUUACGUCAAAUUAGUCACGUUAUACUGUCACACUAUAUUUUGGGGCACAGAGGGAUUGGGGGAGGGGUACGUGGAAAUAAUGCAAAUUGUUUCCUGCUUCGAAUUAAUGGCUAACUUGUUUAUUCUUAUUCAUAAUGGUGGAAUUUAAAAGUUAUUAUACAGCCCCCGCUUAAAAAUGGUACUCUUUUUUUUUGGUUACAAAAGUCUUUCAAAAGGGUACAAUGUUCUGAAUGAGUUUAUGUUUCAGUCUCACGUGAGGUUCUGUCGCAUGCAAUGGUUGCUGACAAGGUUUUAUGGUAGCCUGAGUGUGUAUAGCCACCCGAUCCCUUCAGAAAAAAUAGCCCCUUUGCAGCCCAGUUAAAAAUCGCCUUUCAGCGAUUCUUGUUUGUCAUGCACAAGCAUUAAUGUAGAUAUUAAUCCAUAAUUAAAAUACAUCUAGACCCGUGAAUGGACAGCCAGGAUGGGAGAAAGGCAACCGCAACCCUCCUUGUGACGGGAAGGGCAUAGAUGACCGCAUGACAGCCGCUAAGAUAGAGAGUAAUAGCCACUCUUCAGGAAUGUUCUUGUAAACUGACUACCUUGUCAUUUUCAGAUUGAACAAGAUCCACAUCAUGAGGUUGGUUAUCGUCGAUGACUAUACCCAGUUGUCAGAGUGGGCAGCCAAGUAUGUGCGUAACAAAAUUCUCAAGUUUAACCCAGGACCAGACAAAUAUUUUGUUCUUGGUCUGCCAACAGGUACUGAUUUCAGAAGAAAUAAUAUAUUUGUUGUUGUUAAUUUUUUAUCUCAGGUAAUGUUUCUUUUUCUUUUGUUUCAACUUCAUUGGCAUACCGGUACAUUACCAUACCUAAAAAUGAAAGAAAAACAAAAAUUACUUGAAAUGAAGAAUCAACUGUAACAUUUAUCCAUAUUUUACUAGCAAAAGGUUAAUUUAUUGCCUUUGAUAUAAAUUCCUUUACCUCACCUAUGCUUCCAAGCAAAAUUGCAAAAGUAUAUAAUGUAUUUAUGAUUGCUGUUCAUUUAUGGUAAGUAUAUCCAUAACAGUACCACAAUUUGAAUCAUUGUUCUCUCAGAAUGCCUUACAGUUUACCUGUUUUAUAUAAUGUCAGAUGACCAGUCCUAUGAUCCAUAUUUUACAUGUUUCUCUGGAAUUUUUCAGUGAGGAAGAUGUACAUUGUAAUCAUGGGCCAGGGUCAACAGGAUUCACCCGAAGCAUCCCAAACACCAGGCAAAAACCCCUUUGACUCAGAGUUAUUACAUUUAGUUGGGACUGGUGGGCCACACCAAUCCAGUUGUAACAAAAUUACAGAUUCCCAGCUAGAUUAUGGCUGGUUCUCAGGGUUCUCAAUAGAUUUUUAAGUAGGAGGUGAUCACUGAUAAAGUAGGAGGCUCUUCAGCAAAGCCAGAGGUGUGAAAACAAAGCAAAGAAAAGCGACUUAAACACAAAGUAAGCGGCUAUAAAUCCCAAAGUAAGCGGCGAUCAAUCGCUGGGUGCCGCCUUCUAUUGAGAACCCUGGUUCUGAAGAAGGCUCUGGUUUCUAGCAAAAAUGGUCUUUAAAAAAGCCCAUAUCAUUUUCAAAGACCAGUCUGACUGGCUAGCUAGGAUUUUUGGUUGUCAUGAAAAGUCUCUGAAAUGGUGUGUAAGGCUGUUUUCUAGGUUCUCAAUAUUAUUUUGAAGGAGUAAUUAAAUUCUGGUCUCUUUAAUUUUUGUACACUUCAAGGAGUGAAAGUGAUAGGAAAUGUUAAGAGAACUCAUAUUUUUUUUCUACGCAUUGUUUAGGAAGUUCACCUCUUGGAAUGUACAGGAAGCUGGUGGAAUUCUGCCAAACGGGGGAGCUUUCUUUUAGAUAUGUCAAAACUUUUAACAUGGAUGAAUAUGUCGGCCUUCCACGAGAUCAUCCUGAAAGCUACCAUUCCUAUAUGUGGGAAAAUUUCUUCAAGGAUAUCGAUAUUGAGCCUAAAAAUGCCCAUAUUCUUGAUGGGAAUGCUGAUGAUCUUGAUGAAGAAUGCAAUAAUUUUGAGAAAAUGAUAAAGGAAGCUGGUGGAGUUCAUCUCUUUAUUGGAGGUAAGUUGUUUUCUAAAGCGUCCUUAUUCAUUUCCUCUGAUACUGUUUAGUUAUGUCUCAUUCCUAUACACUUUUGAAUUUUUAAUGAAGAUUUUUUGAAGGGUCUUUGGAUAGUAUCUAAAUAAAAUUUGCCCAUGACCAUGGAAAUCUUUACUGUGGUUGUCCAGAAAUUGUAAUGACACUUUUAGUGGGAGUUAUGUAGACAAGUAUGUCAUACUCUAAUAUCUGAUGUAUUCUGGGACUGAGCAGUUUACUGCAACAAUAAAUUGUAGAGUUUGUUGAUAUUUCAUAUGAAAGUCAACAAAAAAUUACAGUAAAUGAAGGCUUGUCAUUUUGAUCUCACACAAAAAAAACUAUGUGUGAAAUAAUGCAAAGAAAAUUUUAUAAAAGUGUUGUGCUCCUCUUAGAGUAUUAAGGUUGCCUCCUCUGGAGUUUUUAAUAACAUUCUGCCUAAUACAGACUGCUAUCUACUCACUUCAGCUGCUAUAUUGCUGCUGAUUUCUUUGCACCUAAAACUCAAGGUAAGGAAUUUGAAUGCAGCAACUACCCUAUAAUUUUUACAGGUAUUGGUGAUGAUGGUCAUAUUGCGUUCAAUGAACCUGGAUCGUCGCUGAAAUCAAGGACAAGGGUGAAGACCCUGGCAAAAGACACCAUUGUAGCUAAUGCACGCUUUUUUGAUAAUGACAUCAGCAAGGUCCCCACCAUGGCUCUUACGGUGGGUGUGGCCACGGUGAUGGAUGCUCAAGAGGUAAGGGGCAGAUAAUUAAUUUUAGACUGAGAUAAAAUGUGAGGUGCUGCUUUUUUAGGUAUAGAGAAGACAGAAACCUUAUGAAUCCUUCUACAAUUCAUAGCUCGAAAAAAAUCCCCGUCUGAAAGUCCAGGAUAGAUUUUCUUGCUGGGCAAGUAACUUUUAAGGCUGACUUGCCCAUCGGCAGGUGUCGAGGCAAGCCUGUUGUGCAAAAGGCAAGCUGGAAUAUUCAAGUUUUUUUUUGAGCUCAGUAUCGUUGUACAUGUAUGGAAAUACAUGUUUCAGCUGAGUUUGAUGAUUGAAUUUGCUCUCCAGGGGGCUCUGGUGGUGGAGUGAAAAAUGAACCAGAGCAUACCAUGGCUGAUAGGGACAAAACACUCCAAGAAUCCAAAACACGUCCAAGAAUCCUAAAGUGUUUUAUAGUGUUUUUAGAUUCUGGGAAGUGUUUCGUCCUUAGCUUGCAGGCUAAGUAGCAACAUAGUGGACGAGUUUUUUGUUUUCUGUUUGGAAAAACUUUGUGUUUUCCAUUAUAGGUUCUAAUUCUGAUCAGUGGUGUAAAGAAAGCUCUUGCUCUCCGUCACGCCACAGAGGAUGGCAUGAAUCACAUGUGCACAGUAUCUGCUUUUCAGCAGCAUCCUCACACACUGUUCUUAGUGGAUGAAGAUGCCACAAUGGAGCUGAGAGUACGGACAGUCAAGUACUUCAAAGGUUUGAUGGAUGUUCACAACAAACUGGUUGAAGAUCCACAGGACCCGACUGCUCCACCAAGUGCAAAAAGGCUUAAAUCUGUGGAAGAAUCAAAAACUAAAUGAAAUAUUCCUUAGUGACUGUCGUUUUGUGAAAAUAAGUCCAAAGUGAUCAAAAGGCUUGAAAAGCCUUUUAAAAACAAUAAUAUACCAUAAAUCCUCUAUUGUGCCACCUGGUGGUUUAUUUAUUUCAAGCACGUUUUAGGUGGUGGGAGCUUAAUCGAAAGGGGGUUUCAAGCUCGUUUGAAGGGAGCGGGGGGAGCUUAUCUAACUUAAUAUAUUGCAUUGCUGGUAGCAGAAAAACAGGAAGGAACAGACCUAGUUACUGUUCCCUUCCUCCUGUUUUGGACCAGGGCAAUGAUUGUCUAACAUGGAGAUUUAAAGAUAAUUAUAUGUGUUGAACAAGGUAUUUCAACAUCUUUUUUCACUUGUGGGAACCUUGAAAUAUGUGAAUUACAAAAUUCAUGAAUUUUAAAAUGAAAACCUAAACAAAACGUUAAGCUAAAUCUAAAUGUAAAAACUGAAUACCCGUAUACGCAGUUCAUUGAAGAAAAAUUGUCCUGAUGGUUAUGAUUCAAUGUCAGUGUUAUGGAUUUCAUCGUUCACAUCCAAAGUAAGGUACAACGUCUUCCUAAACCAUCAGGGGCACCCAAAGUCAAUUUUCGGAAAAUAUCUGUUGGGAAGACAUUUGAGAUCUAGAAUUUUAGGAACAUUUGUUGUAACAUUUCUUGCUUACCUGCCUCUCCUAGGAUUUUCGAACAGCUAAAAAAUGGUAUAAUUGCCCGUUUUUAACGGAUUUUUUCCCUAAAAAGGUCACCUAGAAUUUUCGGAGCCUUUUUUCUGGCUGAAAUUUUCGAAAAGAUAAGUUUUGAUCCCUAUAAUUUUCGGAUCACUAGAAUUUCAGCUAGGAAAUCCGAGCAGAUGAAAAAUUUUUAGGGGAUAAAAAUAUGCCAAUAUCUACCGUUUAAAUACUAAAAUACGUUAACAAUACUAUAUUUAAGUGGUUUUGAACUGUAUUCUCGUUGGUUGCCCCUGAAACCAUCUCUUUUUCAGAAACAUUAGUAUCAAAAGGACUGAUCCCUCCUUCUUAAGGGAGGGCUUAUUAGACAAGGAGGCUUAAUAGAGGAUUUAUGGUACUGCAGUUUGUUUUAAGUUCUUAUCGAUGUAGUUGAUAGAUGCAAGUAUAAAAGAGAUUAAUGAGUAUUUUUCAGUUUUGAAAUAAAAGGGA
This is a messenger RNA of Porites lobata, 8023 nucleotides long. Lineage: Eukaryota; Metazoa; Cnidaria; Anthozoa; Scleractinia; Poritidae. The record is from the annotation of a GenBank genome assembly.